GUACUGUGCUGCACAUUUCUUGGAAAUGAGUAAUGAUUAUCACGAAUCCAACCUCAUUCCCCAAACCGAGGCCUUUUUAAGUUAUGUGAUGUUCUCAUCUUGGAAAGACUUAUUCCAGGUGCUUAAAAGUUGCGAGGCCAUAUCUCCUUGGGCCAAGCAGUUGAAAAUUUUGAACCGGUGCUCAGAGGCCAUAGCAUGGAAAGCCUGCACCGAUCAUAAUGCAUUCAGCUUCAGUACCUGCGACGCAGCCCUCUUUGGUAUUCAAGGAAUAGGUCGACAUACUCAGAAGUCGAAGUUUCUCUUGAUCAAUGGUGGUUUGAGGAGGUCUCGCUGCUGCGGAUAGACCAUUUCUUAGAAGUGGUAGAUGCGUGCAAAAGGAAAGGGAUGCAACCUGACCUUAUCGGUGAAUCUAUGGCCGCAUGGACCAAAAAAUGGCUUUCGAGAGUGACAUUGCUUGACAAUCUGACGGCCCAGAAGCUAACUUACCAGUUGCAACGAGUUACAAUCGAGAGCUUGAUAAGGGUACUUCCCUUAGAGGAAAAUUCUGUCUCUUGCAAUUUUCUGCUUAACCUUCUCAAAGUGAGUCUACUAAUGGAGAGCGACUCUGAUCUGGUAAAGAGGCUGGAGAGAAGAAUAGCCAUCAUGUUGGAGAAAUGCAGCGUGCGCGAUCUCUUGGUGAAGAACCGCAUAGAUGGUGAUACUACGUACGAUGUCGGAGUUGUUAUCAGAGUGGUGCAAUGCUAUGUUUCUGUUGUCUGGAUAAAUCAUCCGCCAAAACUAUUCGCUGUAGGAAGACUGGUUGAUGGGUACCUCGCAUUUGUGGCGAGGGAGGAGAGACUCUCGGUCAGGGACUUCCAGUCCCUUGCAGAGGCAUUGCCAACAGAUGCUCGGUUUUGCAACGAUAACCUCUAUAGGGCUAUUGACAUGUACAUCAAGGCACAUCCUAACAUAACAGAGGCUGAGAGGAUGGGAAUUUGCAAGGCAAUGGACUACCACAGACUGUCGAAAGAAGCGCAAGAGCACUCGUUGAAGAAUGACCGGUUGCCCCUGGACAUGAUGGCAAGAUUCAUCCUCAUGGAGCAAGUGAACAUGAUGAGGUCGGCAACCAACUCCCGAUCAGAUUAUAGAAGAACUGCCACACAGGCGGUCCUGAGAACCAGUACCCGGCUCGAGCCACGGCUCGAGCCACAGCUGGUUGAGUUCACAGAAGGAGGUGAGGAUGAUGAAGAAAGAGGUGGAUGUGAUGCAGGCCCAGAUAAGGCAGUUGCAGCAGUGUAG
Messenger RNA from Eucalyptus grandis, 1278 nucleotides. Its product is annotated as BTB/POZ domain-containing protein NPY3-like. The record is from RefSeq and is a predicted model, not a curated record. The coding region runs from base 385 to 1278 and encodes 297 amino acids. Lineage: Eukaryota; Viridiplantae; Streptophyta; Magnoliopsida; Myrtales; Myrtaceae. The transcript has 2 exons.